CGGGACCAUUGAAGUUAAAUAUUGAAUACAUUGUAUUUCAUAUCCCGCCAACAGAGUUGUGCGUCGUCACCGCGGCAACCUGUUAAUUAUUUGUUAUACCUGAGAGAAUGUCAGAGGUAGAAGAGAUAUUUAAAAGACUGUUGGCACACAAAGGAGUAAUUGGGGCAAUUAUUGUCAGCUCAGACGGUAUCGCAAUACGAACAUCAAUGGAUAAUAGUACUACGAAUCAUUAUUGUGCCCUUAUACAACAGUUGAUAGCUAAAUCCCGAUCUGCUGUUCGUGAUUUAGAUCCAUCUAAUGAUCUGACAUUUCUACGUAUACGAAGUACACGAAAUGAAAUUAUGGUGGCACCAGAUCGUGACUAUAGUCUUAUCGUGGUACAAGAGACCGGAUCAGAAUAGUAAACGAUGCCAUUAUUAUUCAAAUACUGUUUUUAUUUCUUGUGUGGUUUGUUUCUAGAUAUUUUUAACAAAGAAAAAAAUACUUAUGCGUAAUAUGUAUAAGAAAUUGACUUUAUGGUUUUUGGUGCUUUUACAAACUGAGUUUUAAAUGUUGUCAAGAAAUUGUUGUUAUAUUCACCUUUCAGAAUUUAAUAUCAAUAAAUUGGCCAACGGCAUUGAAUAACACUGACAACUAAAAUUACAAAAGAGUAUUUUGUUCUUA
This is a messenger RNA of Heterobilharzia americana, 663 nucleotides long. The record is from the annotation of a GenBank genome assembly. Lineage: Eukaryota; Metazoa; Platyhelminthes; Trematoda; Strigeidida; Schistosomatidae.